AGCAGCAGCAGCUCUAGCAGCAGCAGCGCUGUAACUUCAGCACCCUGGACAGCGAGCUCUCCGCCAGUCAUGGCUUGAAGUGUGUGGUGGAGGAGGGCUGAGUGCUGAAAGUGGAGGCUGGCGCUGCGUGCGUGCGUGCGCGUGAGCGUGAGAGCGUGUGCGUGUGUUUGUGAGGGACUGUGCUGAAGUGUGCUGAGAGCUCUGAGCUCCACGUUGGCGCACCAGCAGCAGCAGCAGUAGGAGCGUGUUAUCCAUUCAUCUAUCCAUCUAUCUCUCUAUCUCUCUAUCUCUCUGUCUCUCUAACAGCCCGAGCUCGCUUUGGAGAGACUGUGCGCGCGCUCGCUCGCUCGUUUGCUCGCUUGGGCUGAGCUCUGCUGGUCUGGGAGGAGGACAGUGCGGUGCAGAGCCUCGAGCCAAGGCUGGAGAGAGAAGAGGAGAGCGGAGGAUAAAGAGAGAGAAAAGAGGAGAACGAGAGGGAAGGAGAGAGAGAUAGAGAAACAAAGAAAGAAAGAGAGAGAAAGAUUUCGGGACUCUUCGUUUGAUCCUCGUUUGGAGCGAGAGUUACGGGCAGGAUGCAGCGCGUGGAUGGCAGCGGUCUGGUGGUGCUGAUGCUGAUCUUCAGCCUGAUCGGCACUUCAGCUGCGGCUCUACCGUCGUCCCAAAAGUGUGAUGAAGCUCUGGCCACGUCGCUCGCCCACAGUGCGUUUACCAGCUCAUCCGUAUUCACCAGUGGUUACGCUCCUGGAUAUGCCAAACUUAACAGGAGAGGAGGUGCUGGAGGCUGGUCUCCUCUGGACAGUGACCAUUACCAGUGGCUGCAGGUGGACCUUGGCAGCAGAAAACAAGUUACAGCCAUAGCCACCCAGGGCCGAUACAGCAGCUCGGACUGGACCACGCGCUACCGGCUGCUCUACAGUGACACGGGCAGGAACUGGAAACCGUACCAUCAGGAUGGAAACAUAUGGGCGUUUACAGGGAACUCCAAUACAGAGAGCGUGGUGCGCCACGACCUGCAGCAUGCCAUCGUUGCCCAGUACCUCCGCAUCAUCCCACUGGACUGGAGUGAGGAGGGGCGAAUUGGCCUCCGCCUCGAAAUCUACGGCUGCCCUUACUGGGCUGAUGUGAUUAACUUUGACGGCCAGGGUGUGAUCUCCUACCGUUUCAAAAUGAAGAAGAUGAAGAUCCUGAAGGACGUGAUCGCUCUGAAGUUUAAGACGGCGGAGAGCGAGGGGGUGAUCCUGCAUGGUGAAGGCCAGCAGGGAGACUACAUCACGCUGGAGCUGCGCAGAGGCCGGCUGCUGCUGCAGAUAAACCUUGGCAGCAAUCAGUACGGCUCCAUCCUGGGCCACACGUCAGUGACCAGUGGCAGCCUUCUGGAUGACCAUCACUGGCACUCGGUGGUGAUCGAGCGCUACAGACGAAAUGUCAAUUUCACCCUCGACCAGCACACUCAGCAUUUCCGCACCAACGGCGAGUUUGACCAUCUCGACCUGGACUACGAGUUGAGUUUCGGAGGAAUGCCCUACUCCGGCAAGCCAAUCUCAGGGGGCCGGAGAAACUUCAAAGGCUGCAUGGAGAGCAUCAACUACAACGGAGAAAACAUCACUGACCUGGCCAGAAGAAAAAAACUGGACACCUCCAGCUUUCGCAACCUGACAUUCUCCUGCGUGGACACUCACACCUUCCCCGUCUUCUUCAACGCCACCAGCUUCCUGCAGCUCUCAGGCAGGCGGGAGCACAACAUGAUCUCCGUGGGCUUCCAGUUUCGAACAUGGAACCCAAACGGCCUUUUCCUCUUCAGCUCUCUGGCCGACGGCAUGCUGGAGAUCUCUCUGAAUGAUGGAAAAGUCACGGCUCACAUCAACGUCACCCAGCAGAAAAACUCACGCGUCGACAUUGCAUCAGGCUCGGGGCUGAAUGAUGGGGAAUGGCAUGACGUGCGCUUCUUGGCCAAAGAGAACUUUGCCAUGCUGACUGUGGAUGGUGAUGAAGCUUCAGCUGUAAGAACAAACACCCCCAUCCAGAUCACCACCGGAGGAACAUACCACUUUGGAGGUUAUUUCCUCCGUACUCAGGCCUCGCCGUCCCAGCGCUCCUUCCAGGGCUGUAUGCAGCUCAUCCAGGUGGACGAUCAGCUGGCCGAUCUGACGGCGGUGGAGCAGGGCAGACUGGGAGCCUUCGAGAACGUCAGUCUCGACAUGUGUGCCAUUAUCGACAGAUGUAUGCCCAAUCACUGCGAGCACGGAGGGAGAUGCACUCAGACCUGGAACAGCUUCAGCUGCUCCUGUGACGGGACAGGAUAUACUGGAGCUACGUGUCACACAUCUGUCUAUGAACAGUCGUGUGAGGCUUAUAAACACGUGGGUCGAUCUUCAGACCUGUACUGGAUUGACCCGGAUGGCAGUGGACCUCUGGGACCCUUCAAAGUCAUUUGCAACAUGACAGAGGAUAAAGUGUGGACAACAGUGGCGAACAACCUGCCUGCUCAGACGUCAGUGACUGGCUCCAGCAGAGAGCGGCGCACGGUGCUGCAGCUCAACUACAGCGCCACCAUGGAGCAGAUCAGCGCCAUUACCAGCAGUGCUGAACACUGUGAACAGCACGUCGCCUACAACUGCCGCAUGUCACGACUGCUCAACACACCAGAUGGCACUCCAUACACAUGGUGGGUGGGCAGAGGCAAUGAGAAGCACUUCUACUGGGGUGGAUCUGCGCCCGGCAUCCAGAAAUGCUCUUGCGGCAUCGAGAGAAACUGCACGGACCCCAAAUAUCACUGCAACUGUGAUGCAGACCAGAAACAGUGGCAAGAAGAUUCCGGCCUGCUGGUGUACAAGGACCACUUACCUGUCAGCCAGGUCGCUGUAGGAGACACUAAUCGACCAGGAUCAGAGGCCAAGCUGACUGUGGGACCUCUGCGUUGUCAAGGAGACCGAAGUUACUGGAAUGCAGCUUCAUUCAACACACCUUCAUCCUACCUGCAUUUCUCCACUUUCCAAGGAGAGACGAGUGCAGAUAUCUCCUUUUACUUCAAAACAUCUGCUCCCUAUGGAGUCUUCCUUGAGAACCUGGGCAACACUGACUUCAUCCGGCUGGAGCUUAAAUCUCCCACUGUAGUGUCUUUCUCAUUUGACGUCGGGAACGGUCCAGUGGAGUUGAACGUCCACUCGCCGACCCCGCUGAACGAUGACCAGUGGCACAGGGUCAGCGCAGAGAGGAACGUUAAAGAGGCCAUCCUGCAGCUGGACCAGCAGUACAAAGAGGUCAGACCUGCACCAGCGCAAGGACACACUCGACUGGAACUGUACAGCCAGCUGUAUGUGGGAAAGCCGGCGUCUUGGGCCUGUCAGGACAGUGCAGCUGGUGGUCAGCGAGGUUUUCUCGGGUGCAUUCGCUCUCUGAAGAUGAACGGCGUGACCCUCGACCUUGAAGAGAGAGCCAAAGUCACUCCAGGAGUUAAACCGGGGUGCUCGGGUCACUGCACCAGUUUUGGCAUGUACUGCCGUAACGGAGGGAAGUGUGUGGAGAAAUACAACGGCUACUCAUGCGACUGCAGCGCUACGGCUUACGACGGACCCUUCUGCACAAAAGAUGUUGGUGGGUUUUUUGAAGCUGGAACGUUGAUCAGGUAUAACCUGGUGUCAGACGUGGUGGCUGCAGCCUCCAGUGUGGAGGGUAAAAGUGUGGGUACCUCUCUGCCGAUGGAAACCAAUCUAACCCGGGAGGACGUGGCCUUCAGCUUCAGCACAUCCAGCACUCCCAGCAUCCUCUUCUACAUCAGCUCCAAAACACAGGACUACAUGGCAGUGGUGCUGCGACAAAACGGGACACUACAGUUGCGGUAUAACCUUGGCGGAUUGCGAGAGCCCUUCACCAUUGAUUUGGAUCAGCGAAAUCUAGCCAAUGGUCAGCCACAUAGUGUCAACAUCACCCGAAUAGAGAGAGACAUCUAUGUCCAGUUGGACCACUAUCCCUCAGUCAGUUACACUCUUCCUGAAGCCUCAGACACUCAGUUCAACCUGGUGAAGACACUAUUCCUGGGAAAGGUCUUUGAAACCGGUCAGAUUGAUCCGGUGCUGAUAGAGAAAUACAACACUCCAGGCUUUGUGGGUUGUCUGUCCAGAGUGCAGUUCAACUCCAUCGCUCCACUGAAGGCAGCUCUAAGUACACGAGCGUCAGCGCCAGUCUCACAUCAGGGCAAACUUGUGGAAUCCAACUGCGGAGCAUCACCACUGACCAUCCCACCAAUGUCCGCCGCCACUGACCCCUGGAACCAGAAAGAUCCUGAUUUCCCUUUCAAUGAAGAGAGAGUUAUACCAGAUGGGGUCAACAGGAACUCAGCAAUUAUUGGAGGCAUUAUUGCUGUGGUGAUCUUCACCAUCCUGUGCACUCUGGUGUUCCUCAUCCGCUACAUGUUCCGCCACAAGGGCACGUACCACACCAAUGAGGCCAAAGGCGGGGAGUCCUCGGAAUCGGCCGACACGGCCAUCAUUGGAACUGACCCCAACUUCACAGAGACCAUCGACGAGAGCAAGAAGGAGUGGUUCAUCUAGCCGGCUGGGGUCAGAAUGUACAGACUCUUUCAGACUCUAUCAGAACGAGCCGGAAACUCGGCAGCAGUUUUGCCGUCCAAGCGGAUAAGUGAAUCGGACUGUACAUACUGAAUAGCCUGUCAAUACUUUCUAUCGUGGUUGGGCGUUUGCAGAGUCCUUUACAUAUUUAAUCUCUGAAUCAUGUGUAAACAGAACGUUUCUUCUUCUGUCCAGAUUUUUUUUUUACUUGCUUUGAAUUGAGAUCUCUACAUUUGCCAGAUUAUUUUUUUUUAUAUAUUCUUUAUUUACUUUGAUUGUAUUGCUUAUUUGUAUCUAAGAGUACUCUCCUUCUGGCUUUUAAAGCAAUUUUUGCGAGUGUAGUGUUUUGGAAUGACUGUAAACACCACUAUCAUAUUUUGUUUUUUGUAUAUUUGAUUCACAGAGUAUAUGAGACAAAAGUGAUAAUAUUGCAAUGACGUUGGAUUGUAUCAGUGUUUCAGUCAGUAUUACAGAGGGAAACUGAGGCAUGCGCCACAAAAGCAUCUUGAAAAGCAAUGUUACGAUUGUACAUGAUUGUUACGAGUGUGCUGCUCUCUUUCUUUUGCACUCAAAAUAACUUAACCAAUAUGACUAACAAACUGGGAACGUCCAUAUAUACUGACUUUAAAUGGAAAUGUGUGGCAUCAUUAAAACUAUCCCUUUAUUUUUAGUUAUAAUUUUUCUCUUUUUUGAGAGUGAAAGCUGUCAGACUGUGUUCAUGUGUGUAUCCAUUGCCAAACACCUCUCGGUCUUACAUGCUUGCUUUCACAGAAGAAUAGGAAGAAUUGCUGUAUGAGGUUCGGAGAUAAUCGAAACAAUCUAGGCUAGAAGGAACAGUAGUGGAAUAGUGGAACGGUUUAGCCACAGUCAUGUGACCUGAAGAAAGGAUGUGCUAAAAGGCUCGAUCCAACGUGCCUUCAGGAUUCAUGCAGUGAGCCUUCUGCCUGAGAGCUAUUUAAACAUUCAUAUUUACACAGAUAAUGUGCAGAAUAAAGCCUUGUGUUUAGCAUUAUAAGACUCUUGUGUAAGAGCCUUGAGUAUGCAUUGCUUUGGAUUCACUUGUGUAAAAAAAAAAAUCAGUGCCAGUGCAGAGCUAGCACAGUCCGUUUGGUUGCUGAUGACGUGUUCAAAAGAAAGUUGGCUGUUCUACAGGUAUGCAUUUCUGUUUAUUCUCAUAAAAUGCUGUUUUGUCACCGUU
Astyanax mexicanus (Mexican tetra) is the source of this 5766-nucleotide messenger RNA. It is a transcript of the gene cntnap2a, whose product is annotated as contactin associated protein 2a. The record is from RefSeq and is a predicted model, not a curated record. The transcript has 25 exons. NCBI's taxonomy places the organism in Eukaryota, Metazoa, Chordata, Actinopteri, Characiformes, Acestrorhamphidae. Gene Ontology annotation, molecular function: calcium ion binding. Bases 573 to 4550 code for a protein of 1325 amino acids.